Molecule: messenger RNA, 504 nt
Organism: Penicillium mononematosum
Lineage: Eukaryota; Fungi; Ascomycota; Eurotiomycetes; Eurotiales; Aspergillaceae
Exons: 2
Coding region: 1-504 (167 amino acids)
Source: RefSeq, a predicted model, not a curated record
AUGCUUCGCUUUCAGUUCUUUUUGCUCCUUCUUUUGCCAUGGAUGGCUUCGGCUGGUCCGAUUUUUCGCUGGCUGUAUCCGUCAUUGGAGUCAACUGGGCCGACUUCUCUCCCCUUAUUGCCUGAUAUCGAACGGCGUGAACCUGGCGGUAUCACUGCAAUCACUCCUGUGGCGGCACCUACACAGCUACCGUUUACGCCCGUGGAGCCAAUAUCAGACGCCAACUACAAUGCCGAAGAUGGCUACAGCUCCAGAGCCAAUUACAACCCCAAAGCCAACUACAACUCAAGAGCCAACUACAACUCAAGAGCCAGCUACAACUCAAGAGCCAACUACAACGCCAAAGCCAACUACAACGCAAGAGCCUACUACAACUCAAGAGCCAACUACAACUCCAAAGCCAACUACAACUCCAAAGCCAACUACAACUCCAAAGCCAACUACAACUCCAAAGCCAACUACAACUCCAAAGCCAACUACAACUCAGGAGCAAGCUACAACUAA